UUUGCUGUGUCACUUGACGCUUACGUACGUUCUCCAGGACAUCCAUAUGAACAAAUCCAUGAGCAGUGAAAGAGAAAAGAGGUUCCGAACUGUUGUGACUUGUUGACACUACUUUAAUGUUCACAGCGUAAAGGAAAAGGAAGUGGUUCUAGCAGGUUGUAAUGUCAAUAAUGGCUCCUGCUGCUCAUAGAAAGCUGACCGGUCUUGUUGCUGCGACAUUUACUCCACUCACCAAUCAAGGUGAAAUCAACCUAUCUGUGAUUGGACCUUAUAUUGACUACUUGACAGAGACGCAAGGUGUAAAAAGCGUAUUUGUGAAUGGCACCACCGGAGAAGGAAUGUCUCUCAGUGUCGAGGAGAGGAAGGUUCUGGCAGAGGACUGGUGUCUUAAAGGAAAGGGCAAACUGGACCAGGUGAUCGUGCAUGUUGGCUGCACGAGUCUAAAAGAUGCCCAAGAACUGGCUCGUCAUGCAGCGCAAAUCGGAGUAGAUGGGAUAUCAGUCAUCGCCCCCUCCUUCUUUAAGCCCCAAAAUGCAGCUGAACUGCGGUCGUUCCUACAGGAAGUGGCUGCAGCAGCUCCAAAUGUGCCCUUCUAUUAUUAUCAUCUUCCAGCUUUUACAGGAGUUAACGUGACAGCAAGAGAUGUGCUGGAGGGGAUUGAGACUUUUAUUCCUUCCUACAGAGGGGUGAAGUUCACCGGGUUUGACCUCACCGACAUGGGCCAGUGUGUGAGCUGCUCUCGCCCUGACUGGGUAGUCCUGUACGGCAUGGACGAGCAACUACUGGCAGGUCUGGUUUUGGGAGUCGAUGGUGCAGUUGGCAGCACAUACAACUAUGUCGGACGUCACAUGAAUGAGCUAAUAACCGCUUUUGAGAAUAACAACCUUAUCCAAGCUCGGAAAAUACAGUUCAAGUUGCAGGAGCUGAUCACUUUUGCUACAAAACUUGGUUUUAAUGUGGGAGUGAAUAAACGGCUGAUGGCCGAGCUGUCAGGCUUGCAUUUGGGACCCCCUCGACUCCCACUGACGCCAUGCGCUGCAGUUCUCGCUGAGAACCUCACAGAGAAAUUUCACAGCCUUUUUCCAAGUGAACAGUAGUAUGUUCUCAUAUUGGAAUGAAUCCUAUAAAUCCUCUGUUACUAAAAGAGACACUAACAAAUCCGAAAUUUCCAAUCUGACUUUGAUACUUCGCACCGCUUAUUAACCGUAGACGAGACAGGAAUAAAAUGUGUCAGUUAAAUAUAUACAAGCUAAACAUGUACAAGUUGCCUUUUGCAACUUACAGAACAUAUCGCUGCAAAUUUAAUACAAAUCACUGAUUUAUUAUAUUCUGACAAUAAAUAAUUAAGUAGCAAAGGAUAUCAAAAUCCCAUUACAUAGGAAUUACAAUAGUAAAAAGGCUAUGGCCAUUGCAAAAUAACGUUUUCAAGACUUGAGUUUUUGGCCUUGAGAAUUCUGGUAUGUAAAUGACCAUACUGAAAACAUUCCUGCUGUUUCAUGAAUUGUGAGCAUUAACUAAACUCUACUGGACUAUGUACUAUUAUUAUGUACUUUGUUAAGUGUAGGGAAUUGGAGUUUGUCACAAAUAUUCAGUAUUGGUUUUUUUUCCGUUUACUAUUCUCAUAUACUGUACUGCAUCUGGAUUUCAUUUGAGGCGUACAGACACUGUUAGUUAUGUAACAGUUCAUCUGCAAGUGAUCACACUGUAAUCAUUGUAAAGCUUUAUAGUCGUUUUGUUUCAUUGCUUUUUACCUCAUGCUUUAGUGGCAUUGCCUAAUUGAUGUUUGUUUUGUCAACCUAACCUGAAUGUCCCAGGUAGAAAAAGCCUCAAUCACAUACCAUAAGACACAAAGGACAAAGAUGAGGAAGAUUUGUGUAUUUGCUCCAGAAGGACUUUGGUGUUUGGAAAGGCACAUUCAAUCUAACACUUAAAUACGUUAACUGUAACCAUGGUUGAGUUAUGAUAGUGAAGUUGUUUUUUAAAUCUAUGCCUUCUAAAUGGUAUAAAAAGGGAAAUGUACAAUGAAAGAAGUGACAAAUCUUUCUUUUGUAAUGUUGUUUUAAAAAAAAUCAUUGUUAUCCCAAUGAACAUGCUGAUCUGGUGCUAA
This is a messenger RNA of Sphaeramia orbicularis (orbiculate cardinalfish), 2107 nucleotides long. It is a transcript of the gene npl, whose product is annotated as N-acetylneuraminate pyruvate lyase (dihydrodipicolinate synthase). Bases 162 to 1097 code for a protein of 311 amino acids. The record is from RefSeq and is a predicted model, not a curated record. The transcript has 12 exons. Gene Ontology annotation, molecular function: lyase activity. NCBI's taxonomy places the organism in Eukaryota, Metazoa, Chordata, Actinopteri, Kurtiformes, Apogonidae.